Molecule: messenger RNA, 5430 nt
Organism: Sciurus carolinensis (gray squirrel)
Lineage: Eukaryota; Metazoa; Chordata; Mammalia; Rodentia; Sciuridae
Gene: Srl
Product: sarcalumenin
Exons: 8
Coding region: 263-3073 (936 amino acids)
Molecular function (GO): GTP binding
Source: RefSeq, a predicted model, not a curated record
AGUCACCAUGAGGGCGCUGCUCCUGCUCUGCUGCUUCCUGGCCUCGCUCCUGCUCUCAGGACAAGCAGGCAAGCAUUGGAACUUGAGCAGUCAGCCUUCAGACUUUGUAUCCGCUGUGUGACAUCCCUUUGGAUGGCUCCCUUCCCUCCCCAACACUGGCACCUGCCUAUCUUCCCUUCUCGCAAGAUGUGCAGAUGAGAACAGUUGAGAGCCAGUGGCUCAACAGCUUGCACUGUUGCUCUCCCAGAUAUUGUUUUAGAGGAUGCAGAAGACCUUAGCUCCAGGAGCACAUCUCGAAGGUGGACUUGCCCAUUGCUUUGGUGAGCAAGGCCUUACCCAGUCCCUGCAUCACAGCACAGAGGCAAUAAUAGAACUGCAAGUCCCUGCUUCGGGUGGCACAGAAGAUGUUGGCAAUUUGUUGGAGAAUCAUUUCUCUGCUGGAGACGCAAGUCUAGAGGAGAAAGAAAGGGCGCUUAAUGCAGAUGCGGCCCCUGGAGACAAGAAUCUGCUCCUUCACUACCCAGACGGCAGGGAGGCUGAGAGCUCGGAGCAGACCACCACCGGGGCCCCUCCUGCUGCCACUGGCCUGGGUUCCGAGCCAGAAGCCAGCCUCUCCAAUGUCUCAGCCUCAGAGUCAGCUCCACCUGGGGAUGCUAUGGGGACUGGGGAGGAAGAGGAGGGUCCCCCAGUGGCAGGCACCCUUCCUCCAGGAGCGGAUGAGGGUCCUAUGGAAGAGGAGAGGCCAGAACCCAAUUUGGGAGCGGGACCAGGAGAGGAAGAGGCUGGGCUGGGGCACCUCGCUUCAGGAACGUCCAAUGGGGAAGCAGGAGGACAGGAGGAAAGUGACAAGGAAGCUAGGGGAGUUCUAGGAGACAGCUCCAUACAGGAAGCAGGAGCAGGGGUGACAGAACCUGAAGCCUUGGGGGCCUCUCCUAGCAUACAGGAUGAAGAGGUCCACACCCCAGAGGCAGAAGCUGAGGGUAGCCCAGGGCCUGAUCACCAGCUGGUAGAGCCAAACAGAGCCCCCAUUACCACAUCUGUUGGAGAAGAGUCAGAGAAUGACAAGGACACAGAAGCUGGGGAGGUGGCUGAGGACCAGCCACAGACCCAGGCCCAUGCCCUGGAGGCAGAAGGAGAGGACAGCCCAGGGCCUGAUCACCCACCAGCAGAGCUAGAUGGAACCCCUGUUGCCACAUCUGUGGGGAUAGAGUUGGAGGCUGAAAAGGACACAGAAGCUGGGGAGGGGUCCAAGAACCUGGGGAAACCCAGCCUCAGCCAAGAGGCUGGCCCAGCCACAGAGGCCAGUGAAGAAUCUGGGGGUGCCCAGAGCUCCAGCACCAGAGAGACCCAGGAGGACCAUCCCACUGAGGGCCAGGCACCAGGGAUGCCUGAGGAGGACCCAGAUGAGGCCUCCUCUGAAGAAGAGGGUGGUGAAGAAGGUGGAAGUGAGGAGGAAGAAGGAGUUCCAUCCACAGAAGAGUCUGGAGAAGACAGUGGCGAUGGGGCUAGCUCUGAAGAGGAGGGGGGCACCUCCAAGGAACCUGGGGAGCCCCAGGAAGAAGCGGGAGACACAAGCUCUGGGCAAGAAGGGGCCCAGCUUGGCACCAAGGAAUUAAAUACAGGGUCCGAGGGUGGCAAGGCCCAGGACACUGAGGCAGAUGAGCCUGAAGAGGGACACCAAGGGAGGGGGAAUCCUGUAAUUGCUCCUCAGGAAGAAACGGAGGAUGUGAGUGAAGAAGCCCCAAUGAGGGACCGCUCCCACAUCGAGGACACCCUGAUGCUGAAUGAGGACAAGCCAGCUGACGAUUACUCAGCGGUGCUGCAGCGGCUUCGAAAGAUCUACCAUUCGUCCAUCAAGCCCCUCGAGCAGUCUUACAAAUACAACGAGCUUCGGCAGCAUGAAAUCACAGAUGGGGAGAUCACAUCCAAGCCAAUGGUGCUGUUCCUGGGACCAUGGAGCGUUGGUAAAUCCACCAUGAUAAACUACCUCCUUGGGUUAGAAAACACUCGCUACCAGCUCUAUACAGGUGCUGAGCCCACCACAUCUGAGUUCACGGUACUGAUGCACGGGCCCAAGCUGAAAACCAUUGAGGGCAUUGUCAUGGCCGCCGACAGUUCCCGGUCCUUCUCACCCCUUGAAAAAUUUGGCCAGAAUUUUCUGGAGAAGCUGAUUGGUAUUGAGGUUCCUCACAAACUUCUGGAGCGGGUCACUUUUGUGGAUACACCAGGCAUCAUUGAGAACCGCAAGCAGCAAGAAAGAGGCUACCCCUUCAACGACGUGUGCCAGUGGUUCAUCGACAGAGCCGACCUCAUCUUUGUUGUUUUUGACCCCACGAAGUUGGAUGUGGGUCUGGAGCUGGAGAUGCUCUUUCGCCAGCUGAAGGGACGUGAGUCCCAGAUAAGGAUCAUCCUGAACAAGGCUGACAACCUGGCCACACAGAUGCUUAUGCGAGUGUAUGGGGCCCUCUUCUGGAGCUUGGCCCCUCUCAUCAAUGUCACAGAGCCUCCCAGGGUUUAUGUCAGCUCCUUCUGGCCACAAGACUAUAAGCCCGACACCCACCGGGAACUGUUCCUCAAAGAAGAGAUCUCCCUUCUGGAAGACCUGAACCAGGUGAUUGAGAACAGGUUGGAGAACAAGAUUGCUUUCAUCCGCCAACAUGCUAUUCGGGUUCGCAUUCACGCCCUCUUGGUUGACCGCUAUCUGCAGACUUACAAGGACAAAAUGACCUUUUUCAGUGAUGGAGAACUGGUCUUUAAGGACAUUGUGGAAGAUCCUGAUAAAUUCUACAUUUUCAAGACCAUCCUGGCAAAGACCAAUGUCAGCAAGUUUGACCUUCCCAACCGUGAGGCCUACAAGGACUUCUUUGGCAUCAACCCCAUUUCCAAUUUCAAACUCCUCUCUCAGCAGUGCUCCUACAUGGGAGGUUGCUUUCUGGAGAAGAUAGAGCGGGCCAUCACCCAGGAGCUUCCCAGCCUCCUGGGUAGCCUUGGGCUGGGGAAGAAUCCAGGUGCUCUCAACUGUGACAAAACAGGGUGUGGUGAAACCCCAAAGAAUCGCUACAAGAAGCACUAGGUAGUAUGUAGCUGUUCUCGGGUCCCUGUUGGUGAAUGAGCUUGUGUCCUGUCUGAGAAAUCCUGGUUUAUUAACCCUUUGAGCCACAUUGGUGAGAAUCAGUACACAUUGGAGAUUUGGGAGUUUUGUUGAGGCCUGUGGUGGGUGAAGGUGUAUGGGUCUAGGGAGGAGAGUGGAAACUGUGAAUUAUAGUGUGCUUGUCUCGUUGCUUCGGUUAGGAGGCCUGAUUGAGGCAAGUCAGGCUCUACUUGCUUUUCCUGGGUUCUGUCUUGGAGGGACAGAGAGCAGCUAAAUUCUAGUGUACACUAAAUGAGGGUCAAAUAAGCUAAAUGCAGCUGGAACUCCUUUUCCCCCUGUAAGUUGGCAGAUAGUGAAGCCUGAGGGCUCUCAGGUCCAUGUUGGCUCCUUCCACACAGUCUUCUGUUUGUUCCCCAACCCUCCUUGACUCCCUCCAAGCUUGGGCUGACUUUCAAUGGCAGAUAGCCUCUUGGAUCUAAAUUUACCUGGGUUUUGAGCCUGUCCCUGGGAACUUCACUGUUUCCCCAGAGCACUAAGAGAGCAAGAGUGCCCAGGUCAGGAUGAGGAUCUGCCUCCCAGAUGCCAUUUCUGUGAUGUCCCAGCUGGGGAGCUCAGACCCUUCAUUGGCCCCAAGAGGUGGUGAGUGAGUGGUAAACUCAGGCUGUUCCCUCUUGGAAGUGACUCAGAGGGUUAAUUGGUUUGCAGUGUGUCUUUGUCUAUUGCAUGUCUUGGAAAACUCAGAUCCCAAAGGUGUUGGGUUUCAGAGUGGACAAUGGAGACUUUGUUCCUUGUCCUUAGGGACUUUGCUGGGCAGUCAGCCUCUCCUAAAUUUAGGAGGAGGCUGUUUCCACAUUUUCACGGUGGGAGCACUUGGCAGAGAAGUUGUUCCUUCCAGUUCUCAUUACCAUGGCUUUUCCUGUCUUUUCUUCUCCAUUCCCUGAUGCACCAACACUUAAACCAGAGAAAUUUCCUAGGAAAUUUCCAGCGCCAGCCAUUUGGCAUCAGUGCAACUGAAGCUUAGGAUUUAGCGUCCACCUGUCCUUGGUGUGGAUAGCUGUGGAAUGUACCACAGGACAUCCAGGGCUUUCAAACACCAGUGAGUGUGAAUUUGUGUGUACAUCAUCCAAGAGAGAUCAGGGAGAUGACAAACCUGAGGCCAUAGAGAAAGAAUACAAUUGUGAGAGUCCUGCAUGGCCGGCAAGUAUGUCCUUCAGAGGAGCACAGGAGUGGGGAGACCCAGUGGGUGAGUGCCCUUUGGUGGGAGUAUGUACUGUGGGACAUGUGCAUCUAGGGAACAGCCCAGGCCUGCCUUAAAGGGCUUCUUUUGAGGAUCACAGCUGGCCAGUCCCCUUGGGAGCAAGCUGUCCUAGGCUCCUUAAUCAAGAGACUUGGGUCAGGAUCCACCAGCACUAGGUAUUCAUCUAGAUCAGAAGGAAAGUUUGAGAAAAAGGUCAAUCAGGCAGUGUAAGCAGAACCCCAAUUUGAGUUGGCUUUGUUCAGAGUUCUUCAGUCCCAUGCCUGCUAAGAGAGGCUGCUGCUAUGGACUUUGUGGAGGACCGAGGUCCUCCCAUGGAGAGCCAGAGGCUCCAAAGCCACCAGGACACUGUUGCAAGGAGCAAGCCAACUGGAAAAGAAAAGUGAGUUCUGUAAGGGGUGUCUAUGGAGCCUGGUAGCUGGGGCAGGUGAACAACAAUCUGUCCUGGGCUUUUCUUUCCCCGAAACGAACAACUCCAACCCCUCGGCCUCACUUCUGUAUCACUUGCCUUCUUGGGAGACUAUUCCUCCUGCCUGUCUAUUUCACGCUGCUCAUCCCUGUGGGUUGCUUUUGGUGUAUCUGUUUUUUCUCAAUGCAGUCAGGGAAAUAAAGAAUGUAGGACUAUAUGGGUCUUGUUAUAGCUGUAAUGUCACCAUCGUUUUGGGGGAGGUGGGGGGAUGAGGCUAAUCAGUUCAUGCAAUAUUAGUUUUGGGGGAGAUACUAUACUAUCAGUGUGCCCUCCCAUUUUUGGAUUUUUCUUUUCUCCAUCUACUUUCCUUUUCUUCUUUCUUCUUUCUCUCCAUUCUGUUCCUCUCCUCGCUGUCUGCCUUACCUUUCCUUGACUGCCCACAGGCCUGUUGAUCAAUCAACGUAGGUUCUAAGUACCUGUUUUUGCCCAGCUCUGUGGAGGAUUCUGACUUUUAAGGACGAUGGGGCUGGGAACUGGGGAAACUUAGGACCCAGAGAUUCCCCAAGAGGGGUCCCUGUGAGUAUUUGUGCUGGAACAUGGGCUGACCCUUUCCAGUGACCUUUAGAUUCUGAUUUCACCAGGGAAAAUGUCUCAAUAAAGUUCUGAUAUCUUUAA